GCAAGAGCUGUGAAAUAGCUACUGUUAGUUAGAAAAUUACUGCUAUUCCAUAAUCCAGGACUGGACAAGGAAAUCAUGAUGAAGCUGUUUUGUCUGUUGCUGCUGUUAACCAGUUCCACUGCUGUUCUCCCUCUGGAAACUUCAGGUGGAGAUGACAGCCCCACUCUGCCCUCCCUGGCCUUCACCACAGCACCAAACCCAACCGGGGCAAAGUCUCGCUUUGCUAUGCUGGAUGAUGUUCGCCUACUUGCAAACGGCCUCCUUCAGCUAGGCCAGAGUUUACGGGAGUUCGUCCACAAGACCAAGGGCCAAAUCAAUGACAUCUUCCAAAAGUUGAACAUUUUUGACCGUUCUUUCUACCAGCUCUCGGUGGUCACAUCAGAGAUCAAGGAGGAAGAGGAGGAGCUGAAGAAGACAACCAGUUUCUUGAAAGCCAACAAUGAGGAGAUCAAGAACUUGUCACUGGAAAUCAACUCUAAGAUCAACAGCAUCGUGCAGGAGCGUACACAGCUGCAGAGCAAGGUGGGGAGCCUUGAGGAAAGGCUGAAGGGACUGUCGCAGAGCCUGGUCCAUGCUGACCAGCUCAGUGAAAUCACAGCACUUAAGGAGGUGAUUGAAACUCAAGAUAAAACAAUCACAAAUCUACUGAAAGCUGUUAAAGAGCAGCAUGAUCAGCUUGACCACCAGAAAAUGAAGAUUAAAAACCUGGAGGAAAAGCUCAGCUAUGACAGUUUUCAAGAUACAGUCGAUAAGCCAAUGGAUUCAGACCCAACAGCUACAGAUAUGUUUGAAUAUCUGACAGGAAACUCAACUGGCCUGGACAGAAAUGAUAUCCCCAUGGACUGCAGCGAGCUAUUUGACAGAGAAGAGGCCAACAGUGGAAUUUAUGUUAUCAAGCCAAACCAAUCUGAGCCUUUCAAUGUUUAUUGUGAAAUGGGUUCAGAUGGAGGUUCAACUGUCAUCCAACGCAGGGUUGAUGGUUCAGUGGACUUUGACCAGACAUGGGAAAAUUAUGAGAAAGGCUUUGGAGAUCUGGAGAAGGACUUCUGGCUGGGCUUAAAGAAGAUCCACAGCCUUACACAACAGGGAGUUUACAUCCUGCGUAUUGAUGUGGAGGACUGGAAGGAGGAGAAGCAUUGGGCUGAGUACCGUUUCUCUCUGGAAGGUCCAUCCAACCAUUACACCCUUCAUCUCAGCAACUUCUCCGGUGACCUGGCUGAUGCCAUGGCCAAUAGCACCGGCAUGAGCUUCUUCACAAAAGACAGAAAUGAUGAUACCAAACGAAACUGCGCUCGCAAUUACACAGGUGGUUGGUGGUUCAGCGGCUGUGGAGAGACCAAUCUUAAUGGAAGGUAUUUGUGGUUGAGGGCAAGGGGACGCUCUGUGAGAAGGAAGGGCAUUUACUGGAAGCCUGGCAAUGGGCCCCUGUAUUCUCUCAAGAUGACCAAGAUCACCAUUCGACCAGCCCGUACUACUGAAGGCUUCAACUGAACCUCAGAACUCAUACCUUC
Thunnus maccoyii (southern bluefin tuna) is the source of this 1511-nucleotide messenger RNA. It is a transcript of the gene angptl3, whose product is annotated as angiopoietin-like 3. Gene Ontology annotation, biological process: phospholipid catabolic process; cholesterol homeostasis; phospholipid homeostasis. The transcript has 7 exons. The record is from RefSeq and is a predicted model, not a curated record. Bases 76 to 1491 code for a protein of 471 amino acids. Lineage: Eukaryota; Metazoa; Chordata; Actinopteri; Scombriformes; Scombridae.